GGUAUUCAUAUUUUUUACACUUUAUGAAAUUUAUGAUGUUGCAAUAUUUGUAACCUGUACAUGUAAUGGAUGCAAAUAAUCUGUAUAGAAUACUUUUACUGCUUUUAUUUACAUACUAUUAAUUACAAGUUUUUUUAAUUUAUGUGUACUUGUUAUAAUUUUGUAUUUUGAAUUAUAAUGGUAGAAGAAGUAGUAAAUUCUACUAAUAAGCCAAAGAAUAAAACUGCACGACCUCGCCCAGUUUAUUUGUGGAAUGUGUUAGAUGUACAAAAAUGGUUAAGGAGACAUUGUAGCGAUUAUUAUCAAUUAUACCAUGAGAAAUUUUUAUAUCAUGAUAUCACAGGACGAGUUUUGCUAAGAAUAAAUGAAAAUAUUUUAUUGAGGCUUGGAAUUGACAAUGAACAACACAGAAUGGAUAUUUGGCGAGAAAUUAUGAAACUGCAUCUUAAGACAGAUAUGUUAGAAAUUAAAGAUAUAGAACGCCGCAAUAACAUGAACUUUGAUUAGUGUAAUAAGCUUAUCAAACUAAUUAUACCUAAUAAUUAAAAUGGACUAGAACUUUAUUUUUUAUAUUUACUAACUAGAUAAUUUUUAUCAUUUUUAUAAAUGG
Messenger RNA from Megachile rotundata (alfalfa leafcutting bee), 610 nucleotides. It is a transcript of the gene ave, whose product is annotated as sterile alpha motif domain-containing protein aveugle. Gene Ontology annotation, cellular component: cytoplasmic side of plasma membrane. Gene Ontology annotation, biological process: cell surface receptor protein tyrosine kinase signaling pathway. Lineage: Eukaryota; Metazoa; Arthropoda; Insecta; Hymenoptera; Megachilidae. The record is from RefSeq and is a predicted model, not a curated record. Gene Ontology annotation, molecular function: protein binding.